AGGCACCAGAACGCCGCCAGUUGACGGGGCAGCUGCCCAUGGCCAGUCGGGUUCGCCCUUCCCCGUUUCAUCAGCGCUAUCGGUGGGUGGGUCAACUCCAUCUCCCGUCCCGUACCUCGCGAAGCUCCCCCCAAUCUUCCCCUAUCACUAUUUAGGUCGCUGUUAUUGAUCUCGUUUUAUCCCUCUCUCUCUCUCUUCCAUCCGUCUCUCCAUCUCUCCAUCUCUCCCAUCAUCAUCGCCAUCGUAUCAUCGCCGCCAUCAUCACUAUCAUCUUACACUCUCUCAGCUCUCCAUUCUUAUCAUCUCGUCGUCUGCUAGCCCGCCGUCAUGAGGGUAGCGCGCUCGGCCUUGCUGCUCGGCGCUGCCGCCGCCGCCGCCGCCUCUCCCCAGGACCAGCAGAAGGUGCUUGGCGGUGUCGGUGAUGCCGUCAGGAAGCCGUUGAGCCAUCUCAGCGGCGUCUUUGGCGAGAUGCCCGCGGCCGCAAAAGGUCUCUGGGACGAGAUGGCCCUUCUGAUCCCUGGUUUUUACGAGAAGGCAGCCAAUCUUGUCUCGUACCCCAAGCCUCAUCGCCGCCGGCCAGACAGCGAGUGGGACCAUGUGGUCAAGGGCGCUGACGUGCAGAGCAUAUGGGUCGAGACCGACGGUGUCAGGCACCGGAAGGUUGGCGGCUCUCUCGAAGCCUACAACCUGAGAGCCAAGAACGUCGACCCCUCUAUUCUCGGCGUAGACAAGGUGAAGCAAUAUAGCGGGUACCUCGACGACGAGGCCAACGAUAAGCACCUCUUCUACUGGUUCUUCGAGUCCCGAAACGAUCCCAAGAACGAUCCCGUAGUGCUAUGGCUGAACGGUGGCCCCGGGUGUUCUUCCAUGAUGGGUCUAUUCAUGGAACUUGGUCCGUCGAGUGUCAACAAGGAUGGCAGUCUCAAAUUCAACGAAUACGCGUGGAAUAGCAAUGCCUCGGUCAUCUUCAUCGACCAGCCCGUCAACACCGGCUACUCCUACAGCAGCAACCCUGUUUACAACACCGUCGCCGCCAGCAAGGACAUCUACGCCCUCCUUACUCUCUUCUUCCACAACUUUCCCGAGUAUGCCGAGCAGCCGUUCCACAUUGCCGGAGAGUCGUACGCCGGCCACUACAUCCCCGUUUUCGCCCACGAGAUCUUGGCGCACAAGGACCGCAACAUCAAUCUCCAGAGCAUCGCCAUCGGCAACGGCUUGACCGACCCGUACACCCAGUACGCCGCAUACCGCCCGAUGGCUUGCGGCGAGGGUGGCUACGACGCCGUCCUUGACCCCAGCGAGUGCCAGUCUAUGGACAACGCCCUCCCGCGAUGCCAGUCGCUCAUUUCGAGCUGCUACGAGUCGGAGAGCGUGUGGUCCUGCGUCCCGGGCGCUAUCUACUGUAACAACGCCAUGAUCGGGCCAUUCCAGCGAACCGGGUACAACGUGUACGACGUGCGCGAGAAGUGCAAGGACCAGGAGAACUUGUGCUACACCGAGACCGCCUGGAUCAGCCAGUACCUCAACCAGGACAAGGUCAUCAAGGCCGUGGGCGCCGAAGUGGAAGACUACGAGAGCUGCAACACGGACAUCAACCGGAACUUCCUGUUCCAAGGCGACUGGUCCAAGCCCUUCCACCGCCUCGUUCCCGACAUCAUCAAGCAGAUCCCCGUCCUGGUCUACGCCGGCGACGCCGACUACAUCUGCAACUGGCUCGGCAACAAGGCGUGGUCGGAGGCGCUCGAGUGGUCGGGCAAGAAGGGCUUCAACGCGGCCGAGCUUAAGGGUCUCGAGACGGGAAGCGGCUCGGAGUACGGCCAGGUGAAGAGCAGCGGCAACUUCACCUUCAUGCGCAUCUACCAGGCCGGCCACAUGGUCCCCUUCAACCAGCCCGAGGGCUCGCUCGACUUCUUCAACCGGUGGAUCCGCGGAGAGUGGAACGCUUAAGAGGCGGCGCGAAGGCGGGGGUUUUUUUUAUGGGUCCCUAAAUUGUAUGAGUGAUUAAUCGGUAUCGUUUCCGGCAUAACGACGUGCUCGGCAGUCCAAAUGGACGAUUGUGUACCAUUACGUAUAAUAACGUGUUAGACGGAUAGCUGUUUCUGAAUGUCGAGAGAUGGGAGUGUUGGCCAAACUGAUUGCUGCUGCUGGUGCACGAGAUGAUGUAUGCAGAUUUUGCAAUGAUGUGUUUGGAUCUGCGAUGACAUGUCGGCGGGUAUGAAGGGAUAACAGGACAGAAUGCGGCUUUGCCUGUGAUUUGAUUCCCUCGGGAGUCUUUUUGUCUGAGAUCUAGAUACAUAUAUAUGCAUACACGCGGUUGUUUUUAACAAUUCGGCUUUCGCCCACGGCCCGAUCCGCUUGCCUUAUUGUCCCC
Durotheca rogersii is the source of this 2371-nucleotide messenger RNA. Its product is annotated as Alpha/Beta hydrolase protein. The record is from RefSeq and is a predicted model, not a curated record. Gene Ontology annotation, biological process: proteolysis. Gene Ontology annotation, molecular function: serine-type carboxypeptidase activity. Lineage: Eukaryota; Fungi; Ascomycota; Sordariomycetes; Xylariales; Xylariaceae. Bases 328 to 1947 code for a protein of 539 amino acids. The transcript has 2 exons. Gene Ontology annotation, cellular component: fungal-type vacuole.